Messenger RNA from Phaedon cochleariae (mustard beetle), 1251 nucleotides. The record is from the annotation of a GenBank genome assembly. NCBI's taxonomy places the organism in Eukaryota, Metazoa, Arthropoda, Insecta, Coleoptera, Chrysomelidae.
CUAAAAGUGAGGCUAAUGGCUAACAAUUUUAUGUUAGUUAAUUAUAAUUAUACUAAAUAUUAGGUAAACAAAUAAACAUGUUGCACCCCGCGAGUGGCACAGGUAUUUUCACAGCAGGUUCAGCUCUCGUAAUCCGGUUUGUCAGGCAAGGAUGCACCAAUAGACCUUUUUUCCAUAUAGUUGUUGCUGAAAAAAGAAAAGAUCAACACAUGCCAGUGAUAGAGCAAGUUGGGACACAUGAUCCUCUCCCAAAUGAGCAUAAUGAAAAACUCACGUCUCUGAAUUAUGAGCGAAUUCGACAUUGGAUAGGUAAUGGAGCAGUAGUUUCAAAGCCUGUGGAACAAUUACUGGGUCUUGCUGGUUUUUUUCCAAUUCAUCCUACAAGUUACAUGACUGCAUGGAGAAACAGAAUACAGGAGGCAGAACAACAACAGAAUACUAUUGAUGAUCAGCAACAAAAGCACACCCAUCCAUGAACACACAAACACAAGAUUUCUUAGGGCAAGCUAUGGAGAUCAUGUAAUGUAUAUAACUUCUCUAUUCUUUGAUGUACUGAUGAAGAAACUUCUAAUGUUUUUGGUAGCAUAUCCAUUGCUGAUUGUACAUUAUCUUCACCACAAACCUUUGGAAUUUCACAUACUAAUGAAUGAGUUCAAUUCAAUCAAUAUUCUUACCUGUUUUAGUAGAUUAUCUUUUGUAGGAAGAGUGAACAUUGCUAGUCUAGCACCACUUCUUAUUAUAAAAGAAUGAUGUUGUGAUAGGGUUUGUUCAUAUGCUUCUUUACAUGCAGUGGAUGUACUAUCUGCACUUUUGAGGUCUCCAAUUUUCUUCAAGAACAAUUGUAUGAAAUCUAAAAAAAAUAUAAUCUACAUUGCCCAGGUCUCAGACAAGUUUACCACUCAAAUAGUAAAUAUCCAUAAUGGAUGCAAGGUGGUAAUGAAACAGUGAUAUGAACCUUCACCAGCCUCCAAAAAUGCAAUCCCAUAUAUCUAUAAUUCUUAUUUGAUCAUACAGAUCAGAUAUACACACAUAGAUUAUAAUAUAGAUAUUGUAAUGAAUAUCACCUAAACCUCUGUGCAGUCUAAGUAGAGUCCGACUUCCAGACUCAUAACCAUUUUUGUUGAGAAGAUCAUUUUCCUUUUCAUACUGAAUCAUAAGUUUCACAGUACAGAAAUUAUCCCUGGAAUUUUCAAGAAAUUCCCUCAGCAAAUCUAUUUUUGCUUUUAAAUCACUACUAACAAAACUGAAUAU